AUGGUUGUGCAAGGGCUCAAGACCGUGUCGACAGCACGGAACGGUCUAGGCGCCUACAUCCUCCAAUGCACGCGCCUGUCCCUAACCUACUCGGACCACUGGGUGUCGUCCACGGGUCUCAAAUCCCUCCUCUCCUCCCCGACCUUCUCAUCCCUAACGCACCGCUUUCCCAGCGUGGAAUUCCGCAUCUCGCCCCGUCCCAACCGCCACCCGGUGAUCAAAGCGUCGUACUGCAACGGUCGCUCCAAGGCCAUCUGCGUCAAGAACAUGAGCCGCGAACAAGUGCUGGAAAAAGCCGAGUUUCUGUUGGGAAACUCCGGGGAGAGGAAUGUCGUGGUCAAGGGGAAGAAGGUGGUUAGUAACAAUGAGAGUGUGAGGGGGAUGUGGAGUCCCAUGCAUGGCGGGAUUAAGAGGAUUUGA
Fonsecaea multimorphosa CBS 102226 is the source of this 420-nucleotide messenger RNA. RefSeq lists its product as uncharacterized. The coding region runs from base 1 to 420 and encodes 139 amino acids. Gene Ontology annotation, biological process: mitochondrial translation. Lineage: Eukaryota; Fungi; Ascomycota; Eurotiomycetes; Chaetothyriales; Herpotrichiellaceae. The record is from RefSeq and is a predicted model, not a curated record. Gene Ontology annotation, cellular component: mitochondrial large ribosomal subunit. Gene Ontology annotation, molecular function: structural constituent of ribosome. The transcript has 2 exons.